AUGAGUCGUCAUGAUGUAUUUCGCACUAUUUUCAAUGUUACAAUGUCCGAUGAAGAGAUCGAUGCCAAUCUGUCGGCAAAUGGCUAUAGUUUAAACGGCUUUCACCGCACCCUCAACUCGUACUCUGCCGAUGACUCCUCACAUCGAUCCAGCUCUGAGGCGGACAGACAAUUUACCAGAAGACUUACACCAGCAGAGCAUGCAACACCUAGAACAAUUCCUAACCAACCUCACAGUCCAGAAAUGGAGAUGUAUGGGAUAUCUCCGCAUCACACUUACUUUCCAGAUGAUCACCACGUUUACAAUGUCCAUGCCAGUACAAGAUACAGAGCACCACAUCUCAUAGGUGACAGCCAUCCAUAUUCCCCUGAUUCUCUAUUCGUCGAAGGCCCUACGGAACGGCGGCAAUCUCUCCAACGGGAGUCGAUGCUUCGAGAGCUCUCCCGUGCGAUCCAAACUGCAACACACCGAAGAGACAGGCCAUCGGAAAAGGUCGUAACUCGGCAUAGUUUGGCAGUUAUUUGGAGCGAGGCUCGCCUGGAGAAAUUCAUAGACCUCGUACGGCCUGGGUUCGAUUACGGCUGGAUAGAUGAGAUUCGGGAGGACUGGCUGCAGACGCUAUCUAUACUCGUGGAUAUCGGCUGGCAGGAUUGGGGGAGGUUUGGAGACAUAUUCCUCAGACACCGCGACAAGAAUGGCAAACUGGACCGUUCAGAUCGAAUGAUCCCAAAGUAUACCCUGGCGAUUCUGGAAGAUGAUUCAUUCCUGGGGUCCCCGUGGGCUGAAAAGUUUCAAGCCAGCCAAUAUACUUUCUGUCCGAUUGACAUCGAAGAGGGCAAGAGUCUGAUGUUUUCGAAGGAAUGGAAACUUCCUUUUAUCAACGAGACAUCGGCCAGUAUUGGGACCGGUGCAUAUGGCAGGGUCACCAAGGAGAUCAUCGGAAGUGGACAUUUUCGAUCCCGAUCCGAACAUCAUCUGCCAGGAGCGCCUUACAGCAAAGAUAUUGCGGUCGCUUUGAAACAGUUCGAAGCCAGAGGUGACUUCCGCUCGGAAACCAACAACCUCGACGUACUUCGCUCCAGCCUCUCUAAGCACGAUCGCAUUGUUCCAUUCCUAGCUACCGUGACUAUUGGCAAUUCGUUCAAUAUUCUUUCCCCGUUGGCGGAAAUGGAUCUAGAUGUCUUUCUCCGCGAAGGGCAUCAAAGAUGCCCAGACUUCACGGUACGUGACCUGAUGCAAGAGGCCGCGCAUCUCGCUGGGGCGCUAGCCUUCCUCCAUCAAGGCUUGGACAGCAAUCCACCUGGUCUUACCUGUUGUCACAUGGACCUCAAGCCAGGCAACAUACUUGUGUUUCAGGGAGACUCCUUGGACUAUCCCAAAGUGGGAAAGUGGAAGAUCUCUGAUUUUGGAAUCUCGAUCAUGUCCCGACCCGAGAGAACUGGCACCACUGUUACGGAAUUUGUGGAUUCAUUCACCCAUCGAGAGCUGUCGCGGCCGCCUCCUGGUCCAUAUCAAUCACCGGAUGGCGCAGGACUUGGCCUUAAGAGCGACAUAUGGUCCUUAGGGUGUAUUUUAACUCGGGUCCUUGCGCUCGGGUUAGGGGGAACAGGUGGAAUGAUGCAACUUGACCACCUGAGGAGUACCAGCGAUGAUGGAGAAUCUCCUUACGAGAAUGACUAUUUUUACCGUGGCUCGCCUCCUGUGGUAAAUCCCCACGUCCGGACAUGGCUAUCUGGGCUGGUCGGCGGUGGUUAUAAUUACAACCCUGAAUUUCUGGAAAAAUGUCAGUCUCUGAUUGUUUCUAUGCUCUCUAUCAAUCAUGAUGAUAGACCGAGUGCUAGGGAUGUUCAAGAGCAACUGCACUACUUGGUUGAUAUUGCUCGACCGAUCGUUCCUCGUCCACCCAGUACUAACACCAGUGUCGGUGGGUCGGCGUCAAUCGGCAGUGGGUCAGACAACAUAGGGAUCAGUAACAGAGAAAGCCGCCUGAGAGAGGAACGACUAAUUUGGCAUGCGAUUAGCCUGUUAGAUGGGGACGCCAAUAUUGAGGAGCGGAUUUGGCAUGACGAUGACAGACUACUUAUACAUGUUGUUCGGUUCGGUCUCGCAUUCAAGCUUGAGAAGCUCUUGGCUCGAGAACCAGGCCUCGACGUUGAGACCCCAGACUCCAAUGGAGACACCCCUCUCAAAAUAGCCGCAUCUGCAAAGGAGCAUCACGCGUAUGUUGUCGAGGUCCUUCUCAACGCCGGUGCGAACAUUGAUGCCCCAUCACGAAGGGGCGUCACUCCACUCAUGGCAGCAUGCAGGCACGGCAAUGUGUCAGCCGUCCGACUUCUUCUCGACCGUGGAGCGGACUGCUCACGCCCUUCUCGGGAUGGCUAUACAUGCUUGCACUACGCCAUGUUUAGUGAAGAUGGGGCGAAGAUCAUUCAGCUCCUCAAGGGUAGAGUUUCAUUUAAUAUCCGCCGGUCCCAUAACGAUGAGACUCCUCUGAUCACCCUCAUCAAGCGGUACGAUGGCGCGGCAUCUUGGUGGGAAAAGUUCGGGAAACUUUUACAAGGGUUCGCGGACAUCAAUAUGGCCGAUACAAACCGUUAUACACCUCUAUCACUUGCUGUAGAGGAGGGUCGUUCGCAAUUGGCAGCCGUACUCCUCAGGGAGGGAGCAGAUCCUCAAAAAUGCGCAGCCACAAGGCCGUCGAGAGAGUGA
This is a messenger RNA of Aspergillus nomiae NRRL 13137, 2709 nucleotides long. RefSeq names its product ankyrin repeat and protein kinase domain-containing protein. The record is from RefSeq and is a predicted model, not a curated record. The transcript has 4 exons. Gene Ontology annotation, biological process: protein phosphorylation. Gene Ontology annotation, cellular component: nucleus; cytoplasm. The coding region runs from base 1 to 2709 and encodes 902 amino acids. NCBI's taxonomy places the organism in Eukaryota, Fungi, Ascomycota, Eurotiomycetes, Eurotiales, Aspergillaceae. Gene Ontology annotation, molecular function: protein binding; protein kinase activity; ATP binding.